Messenger RNA from Chara braunii, 1763 nucleotides. The record is from the annotation of a GenBank genome assembly. NCBI's taxonomy places the organism in Eukaryota, Viridiplantae, Streptophyta, Charophyceae, Charales, Characeae.
GCAGUUCCGAUUUGUGGGCGUGGACGGAUAAAGAAGAAAGUUGCUCUGAUUAGGGGAAAAAGGGACUUAGUGGGUGAGAGGGGGGGGGGGAGAGAGGAGGAGAGGAGGAAGGGGAGAACCAGUAGGAGGAUGUAGAACGGAAGGGGAGGAUAGGAGAGGAGCUAUUUGGGGCAAACAGCCCCAAAGAACAAUGAUUCAUGAGAAACGGAAGAAAGUAGAGCUUAAGAAUGGACUAGUUGGGAGGACGGAAAGGGAAGAAGGGGAGGAGGAGGAGGAGGAGGAGGAGGAGGAGGAAGAGAUGGAGGAGGAGAAGGAAGGGGAGGAGGAGGAGGAGGAGGAAGAGAUGGAGGAGGAGAAGGAAGGAGAGGAGGAGGAGGAGGAGGAAGAGAUGGAGGAGAAGAAGGGAGGAGGAGGAGGAGGAGGAGGAGGAGGAGGAGGAGGAGGAGGAGAAGGAGUCGCUGGCGUGGGGCUCAUCUAUGGCGCUCAGUCGCACGACGUGUGGAAGCAUUCCGUCGAUUCACAUCUUCCUGACGCGAGGACUUUCUCUACCCAUCCGUAUCGUCAUCGGUGUGUCCCUCAGUGCACAACCACAGAAAACCAUGUCGCCGCAUCUUUGCGUCAUUGGCCUCAAUGGGGUCUCUCUGGUGCAGGUUCAUAUGCAGGUGAACCUGCGAGUGGGAGGUGUAUUUGUCGAACCGGUUUCCUAGACGGAGUUGGUGUGAGACGGACUUCCAGCUCGCCCGUCGCAGCAAGGUUGAUGAAGAACCGGAAAGUGCGUAAUCUGUCUCGCAAGUCGUUCCCUUUGAAUCCAUUGGCCUAUCAUCGACAACUACUCUUGUUCAGAGAUCAAUUGUCGAAGCAACGGCCUGAAUGCGCACAGAAACUGUCCGCUACAAGGUCGAGCAUUCUUCAUACGGCAGCAUGGUUCGACGACGUGGCAUGGCCGUUCUCUAGUCCACAUACUGGUGUGGAUUCAUCGGCGCUCGCUUGCCAGCGGAAGAGUCGUCAUGGACAAGGAAAAGACGGUUGCUACGGCAGCCGAGGGAGACGUUGCUGCGAGGCCGUAGCAGUGGGUUUGCGGGGAAGAGGAGGAGGGGACAGGAAGACGCAGUCGUCGUGCAUCAGGGCAUCGUUGGCUUUCAGGGAUGAUGACAUGGUUGCUGACGGUUCUGGAGAGGGGAACAGGGAGGCAGAGAAUGCGACGAGCGGAGCUGUUGAGCACUCUGACUAUCGUGCUUCCGAUUCAACUGUCGUUUCGGAGGACACGGGUCCUGUCCUUCAAAGCGAAGAGAAUGUGCGUGCCCAUCGCUUUCCCUCUAUCGGAUGGCUGACCGAGGCCUUGGCAUCUCGCCGGGAGAAAGCCAAAAGAUUGCAGAUCCAGAUUCAAGAACUCGGGCUUGCGGGGGUUCUCUCGUACGGCUUGUUUAAUACGCUAUACUACCUGGCGACCUUCCUAUUUGUGUGGUUCUACGUGGCCCCUUCUCCGGGGCGCCUAGGAUACUCCGAAGCCGCAAAGAGAUUCAUCAAGGUCUUUGCGAUGGUCUGGGCGGGAAGUCAAGUCACGAAGCUAGCAAGAGCAGGAGCUGCACUUUUGCUUGCUCCUCUUGUUCAGCAGGGUCUUGAAAGAUUCUGUCGGCACUGGAAACUCAAGUCCCAUGCGCAGGGGUUCACUAUAAUAGUUGCAGGGUGUUUUCUCUUAGCCCUUAUUGUUUUCCUCAUCAUUGUUGGGUUAUGGGCAUGAGAAAUGAAGGCUUAGCACUGCC